AUGCCACAAGCGCCAAGGUCUCCUGCAAGUCCUGCCAAAUUGCAGACUAGGAUGAGCGCCUGGACGCCUCUCAACCACUCUCCGUCAAACUGCAAGGUUUUUGAAGAGAGACGCAGCCUUCUGGCAAAGUGGUUUGACAGGUGGUCUGACAGGCAGAGGAAGUUGGUGCUGCACGACUUCGUCAAGAGAUGCUCCAAGGAGCAGCUCCGCUAUGUCGAUCUCUGUGUGAGUAGACAGCUCCCCCUGCAGGCUGCUGACUUCACAUGCCUGCUACCGAGAGCCAUAUGCCUCUACAUCUUCUCCUUCCUGGACCCACGAAGCCUUUGUCGUUGUGCCCGGGUGAGCUGGCACUGGAAAAGCAUGGUGGAACUGGACCAGCUGUGGAUGCCCAAGUGUCUGCGUCUUGGCUGGUUCAUGAGCUUCACCCCUUCAGUGUUUGAACAAGGAGUGUGGAAGAGACAUUACAUCAUCACUGUGCAAAAGAUGCUGCUCACUGCACAAAUCGAAAAGCAGACAACUCUUCCAGAUGUAGCAACAGUAAGCAGUCGACAUGAAGACAUAUCACUUGGAGUGUCCCUAAGUGAAGGUCUUGGAAGGAUGUCCAGGAGCAGACUGAAAAGGGAGAAGCAUCCACCUGCCCAUCCACCUUGGAGAGACUCCGACAAACAUCCCAACGACAUCGUUCGCUUCAACUAUCUGGACAACUCAGAUCAAGUGCACAUAAAGAGCCAAUCAACCACUCUCAGUAAGAAGAAGGCAGACGACGGGGGACAGAAAACACUGUCUGAGACCAGCUACAAACUACGCAAAGUUAAAUCGCUGAUGUUCCUGACUUCAAACAGUAGACCCCAGCAAUCGCUUUCUCCUCCUUCUGCUCAUGAGACCCCCGAGUCUCGACCCCACUGGGCAUCUCAAAUUCACAGCUACCCUGCCACCAAAGAGGAAGGUGAGAUCCUGCUGCGGCAGGCCCAGUGGAAUGCCGGGAAGCGUCCGGGUCCAGUGAGGACGGCGGUACCCAGGCUGAGUGUAGGGGCGCUGAGGGCAUCCCAGCGAUCAAACAGGAGCAUUCCCAGUGUACCACUAUUUGAGUUUCAGCCCUGGACUCUCCCAUUCUCUGUCAGAAAAUACGUGGACUGA
Messenger RNA from Nerophis lumbriciformis (worm pipefish), 1137 nucleotides. NCBI's taxonomy places the organism in Eukaryota, Metazoa, Chordata, Actinopteri, Syngnathiformes, Syngnathidae. The record is from RefSeq and is a predicted model, not a curated record.